GCGCGUCGUUUGAUGGAUUGUCGACAAACUCUGACAACUGCAGAUAUCAUUACACCUUUCCGUCUUCAUCUCGGUUUCCCCGCGUCCUUUCAUCCGCUGCAGCCUUCGACUGUCCUCGCCUCGCGAUGGUGCUGCCCACCAAAUGCGUUACAGUCCGCUUCCCCACCACCGUGCAGGAUGAAAUGUACCAGUUCCUCGAACUGCCGCCCGACAUCUUCAAGGCUGUCGAGGGUGGGCAGAGCGUCUCACUGACCAUCAAGGGCCGUCCAAGCGACGACGCGGUGCUCUGCACGCAGGACAAGACGUACGCCUUGCGCGGGGUGAGCAUCUCGAACUCGCUGCUUGUCCUUCGCCCGCCGGCCUCUUCCUCCGCACAAGAGUUGCAUAUCCGGGACAUUCGCCAUGAGGUCCUCGAAUGUGUCCCCGCGGCCGGGCGUACAGAGCGCCUCCACACACUCCUGCGGGACAGCGCGUGGCGCGGCGUCGGGCAUCCCCCAUGGCCUGACCAUCAGAGGGCAGGGGAGAAGCGCAAACGGAAAGGGAAGAGGUAUACUCGCGCACAGCUUAGUAGCGUCGUCCAGGCUAGCGAGGGAGAGCUUUCGCGUGCCCUGUGCGACGCCAACAUCGUCGAAGUCGGCGGAUACAUGCUCCUCCUCCGCCCGCCAGAACUCGCAUCCCUGCUCUCCCUCCUCCUCGCCCUCCUUACAGUGCACUCUGACUCCGACGGGGUGGCCAGCUCAGCGCCGGCAGAAGCCAUCAUCUCAGCUCUCGCCGACGAGCACGAUGUUCCACCAGAUCUCUCUCGUGGCGUCAUGAACCUCUUCGGCAACGUCGUAGGCGACGACUGGACGGCAGACGUGCCGGCUGCAGUCCGCGAACUCGGCCGAGGGCUCCUUACAUCACAAGGCACAGCCCUAUCCCCCUUGGACAGUCUACUUGCCGACUGGCGCAUCCAAGCCGGUGCAUUCGAGGGCCAUGUCGCCAUGGACCUCCUCACUGGCUCGUAUCUCCUCCGCGACCCUCCGCCAGCGGCCACUGCGAAGGGGCAGCUUGUCGAGUACUUCCCCGUGCACACGCUGAGCGCUCAUGCGCCGACGCGCUUCGCCGACCUCUUCCUUGCGCGCCCGCGAUGGAGGCCUGACGAGAUGAUUCCCUUCAUGCGCGGACUUUACCCCGAAGGCGAUAGCAAGGCGCGAGACAAGCUCGUGGCGAAGUAUGUGCGAGUUGUCAAGGGGAGAGAUGGUGCGUGGUGGUACCCACGCCGCACGGGGUAGCUCUAUCAGACUAUGUAUGUAUGUAUGCAGUACUUGUACUUCUAAU
Messenger RNA from Cutaneotrichosporon oleaginosum, 1320 nucleotides. RefSeq lists its product as uncharacterized. The record is from RefSeq and is a predicted model, not a curated record. Gene Ontology annotation, biological process: mitotic sister chromatid cohesion; maintenance of mitotic sister chromatid cohesion. Gene Ontology annotation, cellular component: chromosome, centromeric region; chromatin; Ctf18 RFC-like complex. NCBI's taxonomy places the organism in Eukaryota, Fungi, Basidiomycota, Tremellomycetes, Trichosporonales, Trichosporonaceae.